Penicillium canariense is the source of this 936-nucleotide messenger RNA. RefSeq lists its product as uncharacterized. The record is from RefSeq and is a predicted model, not a curated record. Lineage: Eukaryota; Fungi; Ascomycota; Eurotiomycetes; Eurotiales; Aspergillaceae. The coding region runs from base 1 to 936 and encodes 311 amino acids. The transcript is spliced from 2 exons.
AUGGGUUGGUUCUGGGGGAACAGCAAAAACGACCCCGUCAAGAAUCUUGACCCGGGCCUCCGGGAGUUCCUUGAGCAAGAGACGCCGGAUAAAUACGUGCCUGCGCCUGGUGAGAAGCAAGCGGCCCCUACACCUUCGUCUGUGCAAUCGCCCGAAUCACAAGAGGCCGAGUCGUCGAAACCCAAAGUCCCCGCUGCGUCACUCUACCAGGAUGGUCGCUAUGCCGAUCUGUGGAAGACCUACAAGCCGCCUAGCAAUGCCGAUAGCUCUCCUGGGGUCCGCGGAGCGGAACGGGUGGUUGAAAAGUACAAGGAGCGCGGUGACACUGUGCAGCGGGCGGCGAUGGAAAAUUGUGCUCUAGAACAUGAGGCCUUGACCUUCUGCUUCAAGACGGGGAACUGGCAGAAGCAGAUCGAGUCCCGGUUGACGAUGUGCUCAGCGGAGAAUGCCACCUUCUCGCGAUGCUUCCAGACCCAGAGCAAAUUCCUCCAGGCCCUAGGCUACGCGGCCACCUUCGAUUACGACGCUGAAAAGGAGGAGCGGAUCCAGAUGCACGCUGACAAGCUCUACCACCAAAUGGUGGACUAUGAGAAAAAAGUGGCGGAUGCAAAGGCAGCUGGAGUUGAGCCACCGCCUCUCACCUCGCUGUUCAGUCCCGAGAAGGCCUCUCAUACUCUCGGGGUGGCUGGGGCCAAGGUUGAAAUCCCCGGCGGCGAGGCCAUCCCAGCCGGGUUCAAGCCAUCCAAGCCUCUGGUCAAGCUCACUCCUCACGAACGUGAACUGGAGAUCCGAUCCCACAAUGCUCAGCUGGAACAGCAGAAGCUGUAUGUCGAGGAGGCCAGUCCGUUCAUGAAGAGCCAGGAGGACGCCCGGGCAAAGAGAAGGGAGAGAGCCGUCAGCUGGUUCGGAGAGACAAUUGGAAAAUGGGUCUCAUAA